AGGGGUCGGCGUGGCCGGGCUCCUUCGUGCUCCGCCUUUUGCCUCUUGGUCCCCUCCUUCCGUAGCAACCCUCCCCCUUAUCCCCAUCCCCGGCGUGACGGAGGCGCUCGGAGAGAUGCCCCGUGGCGGUAGCCGCAGCCGCCUCUGCGGCAGCGGCCGGAAGAGAAGAAAGACAUGGGAUACAGAAUGCACUCUCUUUCCAGGAGAGAGCAUGUCUGGCCUCAGGAAAGAAGAUCCUGGGACACCUGCAGCAAAUACAUCCCUUUCCAAAGCAUGGCUUAAGUGUGGCGAUGGCUUUCAGACUGACACUGUUCCUCCGACUAUUGACUUGUCCACUGAGAUGGCUUUUAUGAAGAAGCAUCUUGAAUCAUCCUUCAGGUCUAAGCAAGUAGCUUCUCCAUUUGAAGCUUCAAAGGGACCACCUGACAUCAUAUGGAGCUCCAGUGGGAGUGAUCUCUCAGAAGAAGAUAAAGAGAUGCCUUGUCAGUCUCAGAAACAUAAAAGACGUACUCCCCACAUAGAGAGGAAGCAUACUAGGAAUAACUUAGGUUUGGAUGACAGCAGCAGUGAAAGUGAGCCUCGAUUCAUUGACUGGGAGAAUGAUAGUGAUAGUAAAGAAGAUGUUGGUAAUGAAUGUCCUGAAUUUGGAGAAGAUGAGAAUGCUGUGGAAAUAUCAGACUGCAUUUCCUGUGCAAGUAGCAGUCCUCAGACUAGUGAGGAGAGAGAGCUUGACUUUUCUCAAAUGAGUUCCACUGAAAUUUUGGAAUAUUCCUCAGAUGUUGAAAAACAAGAAGACAUAAAGAACAUGUUACCCACCAAUUUAGAAUUUGAUCAAAAAUACCAUAUUAAUUUUGGAUUAGAUUUAGAAGAAGAUAAAGGAAGACCUGCAAGUGACUGGAUAAAAUCUGCACAGGUCCUUUUACAUACUCCCAAGAAAGAAACAGAUAAGACUCCUAGGACUCCAGAAGAUUCUGCAAAGAAAAAGAAUAAGAAGCUAUUAAGGGGAGGCCUAGCAGAAAGGUUAACUCGAUUACAGAACAGAGAGCGGUCUGCCAUAACUUUUUGGAGGCAUCAGAGUGCUUCUUCCAACAAAGCACUUCCAGGCAAAAAAUCUGGAGUGUUGAUUGUAAAGAUUAUAGAGAUGCAUGAGGAAUGCACAAUGCAGAUCGCCAUCUGUGAGUUGUUAGAGAGGUCUCCUGCUGACAGCUCUUCUACAGAUGCUGUCCUGGACCCUGGGACCCAACUCAAGGUCCUAUUCACGAAGGAAACUGCAGUUCACCUGAAGGGAAGGCCACAGGAUGUCAUCCAUAUCUACCCUCCCUGGCAUAAGCUUCUUCUUCAUGAUAAAAGUGUUCCUAUUAUUAUGAACACAUACUUUUGCCAGAAAGUGGUAGUCAAAGAAGAUUCAGAAAAACCUGACAAAAUGCACUGUCUGGGGAUAUUGCCUACAAGAAGAAAAAUAAUUUCCUUGGCUCAGAUGUUUAAAUUUAAAAGCCAAAUAAAUGAUAUUGCUCAAGAAUCAGAAGGACAUCAGGAAAUGUGCACUAAUGUUACUGCUACCAGGACAGGCAGACUCCAUGACCUUCAAGACAUAAAACCAAACAUUCCAGCCCAGCUCUCCAUAAGUGACUCCCUCCUGGAUGUGAUUGAAUGCCAGGGAACAGCCAGAUGGAAAGGAGUGCGGGUGCAGGUAGUGGUGCAAAGAGUAUAUUAUCUUCCUGUCAGAAAUGUCUCCCGAUAUCAACAAGGAAACAACUCCAUCCAGUUAGCUGCCCCACUGGGAAAUGCAGACCUGCACAGUGUUCGGUGCUGCCUUCUUGUCCAGGAUGCUUACGGGAUAUUCAGUGAAGUACAUUUGGAAUCCCUCUGUUCUCCUCCGGAGGAUAUCACUCAGCGCAACAAACAGUGGGAAGGAAAAUUCUGCAGCCUGGGGGGAAUGAAGAUUUUACAGAGGACCACCCGAGGAAGGGCAAUGGGACUUUUUAGUCUGAUUGACAGCUUGUGGCCUCCACUGGUGCCUUUGAAAAUUCCUGGCAAAAGUCAAGACUGUGAAGAGAUGAAAGCUGAUCAGAAGCCUCCCAGCUUCUGUUAUAUACUCACUGCUUGUCCAGAACCAGGAGAAGUUGGUAUAAAUGUGGAAAACACGAUUUCUAAUCUCUACCGGCCCCCAGCCAUACAUUCCUUAAAAGACCUUCUUAAGGAAGGUGGUCUUGGGGGUCAUCGAUGCAGCUUCCACGCCAGAGUGAUAUAUCAAAGGCUACAGUUAAAAAGUAAUCUUCCUCUGGACCAAAGAGAAAUUUGGCUGAUAGUGACCGAUGCCACACUGCAAUUGGAAAAUGCUGGCCUCCCGAAGACUGUGCCAGUGUGUGUGACAUCAUCAUGUGUAAUCAACCUGGAAGUCAUCGAAGCCCUUACAGAUGCAGCAUCACAUACUAUCUUCUUCAAGGAUGUCCUACAAGAAAAUGGUAGACUUAUUUGUGUUGAACGAACUGUCCUCAUGCUUCAAAAGCCCUUUUUGUACGGGACUGGUAGUGCUGACACCUCUGAACUAACUAGCCCAGUUAUACUAGAUGAAUUGGAUUCUACCACUCCAGUGAACUCCAUUUGUAGCGUACAAGGCAUGGUGGUUGGUGUGAACGAGAACACUGCUUUUUCCUGGCCUAUAUGUAACAGAUGUGGUAAUGAGAAACUGGAGCAGGACCCAGAAAACAGAGGAUCCUUUCACUGUGGCCGCUGCACCCUCACUAUCCCAUCUCCCCUUCUCAAAAUGCACCUAGAAGUGGUUUUGGCCUGCCCCUCUAGACCACAGGGUAACGUGAAAGUAAAGCUGUUGCAAAGGAGUAUUUCUUCACUCCUAAUGUUUCCCUCCAGUGAGGACGGGACUUAUGAAGUGAAGAGUGUGCUGGGAAAGAAGGUGGGGCCAUUAAAUUGUUUCAUCCAGACCAUAACCAACCACCCGAUUAGCUGCAUUGGAUUGGAGGAAAUUGAACUUCUACAAGCAGGAAGAAACUAAGACGAAGACUGCCUGUUGCCAUAGUGUCAAUGAACUUUGCAAUGUUGUUACAAAGUCGUUUUGUAGUUACUUGUUAACUAAGGACCAAGAGGAUUUAUAUUAAUUGCAAAGAGGAUCUUGAAAUGCCACUUAUAUUCAACUUAUCUGGGAAUAUGGAAAAUGGGUCAUUAAUUGUCAAAAUUCACUUCUUCCUAUACAAUAUUUAAUUGCAUCAUCAUCAUCUGCACUUGUAGCAAUAUAUUACUGGAGUUUAAAUGUUGCUCUAAAAGUUUAAGAUUUCUAAGUGAAUCUUGAUGAAUGUUUUAAACUUAUAAGAACAAUUAAAAAAUUUAAAGGGCACAGUUGGAACACCUUUUACUGUGAUUCUAAGAAUUUUUUCCCCUUGUGUCCAAUAUCAUUUCAUGAAAAAGCAUACAUUUCUAUAAUAAAUAUCCAAAGUUCAGGAACUUUGUUAAUUUUAGAGAACAUAAUGAGAAACUAUGGCAAAGGUGAAGCGGUUUCCCAUAAAAUGUAGAUAGUUAACCAGUAUGCAAUCAUAGAUCUACUGUAUUAUAAUGUGUUAGAUAAGAACUUUUACAACCUAAUCAUACCGUGAAAUAUGGACCCAGAACAAAGAUUAGGUAGAU
This is a messenger RNA of Dromiciops gliroides (monito del monte), 3639 nucleotides long. RefSeq names its product scaffold protein involved in DNA repair (gene SPIDR). Lineage: Eukaryota; Metazoa; Chordata; Mammalia; Microbiotheria; Microbiotheriidae. Gene Ontology annotation, biological process: double-strand break repair via homologous recombination; regulation of establishment of protein localization to chromosome. Bases 116 to 3013 code for a protein of 965 amino acids. Gene Ontology annotation, cellular component: nucleoplasm; nuclear chromosome. The record is from RefSeq and is a predicted model, not a curated record. The transcript is spliced from 20 exons.